UUGUGACCUGCAGAGCAGCCUGGGUUGUUGUGAGCCAGCUGCCUGCAGCAAGAGGUGAUUACAUUAAUGAGGGUAUCCCUGGGGAGAGUGCUGGUGACAUCAGGAGAUGACACUGUGGGGGCGCCCUGGACUUUGUGAGAGAUUAGUACUUGCAGAAGCAUUUGGCAAGUGACAAGCUAGUUACUAGUGGCUGGGCUUCUGGUUGCUGCGGAGGACCUGGGAUGGGGGAGGACUAUGAGUCACCACAGCUAUGUCUGACAUGAACUUGGGCAAAGUGAUCUGUAUUGUUAGAGAUGACCUCUAUUGCCGACACUUUCCUGGACCCUGCUAAAGCUGCUUUCCUGGAGUUCAGCCAUGGAGCAGCACCUUCUCCCCAACCCCGGCAGCAGCACUCUCCAGCUCUGGCACAUGGGCAUUACCUGCAUGGCUUCCACCCUGCUGGGCAUGAAGGUCUGUUCUCUCCAGGGGCAUCAGUUUACGGGAGCAGGUCCUUAUACCCCUAUUCCCCAUCUUCCAGCAGUCACCACCAUCACAGCGGGAGUCCCUACCUGGAUUACCAGCACUACAGCAACACCUUCAGCCAUGCUGGGAGAGGGCAGGAAGACCUCGAGUUGGAGAAAACUACAGUUAUAGAAAAUGGAGAAAUCCGGAUUAAUGGAAAAGGGAAGAAAAUUAGAAAGCCUCGAACAAUAUAUUCCAGUUUGCAGCUGCAGGCAUUAAAUCAGAGGUUCCAACAAACACAGUAUUUAGCCUUGCCAGAAAGGGCUGAGCUGGCUGCUCAGCUUGGCCUAACACAGACUCAGGUGAAAAUAUGGUUUCAGAACAAGAGGUCCAAGUACAAGAAGUUUGUAAAACAAGGUUCUAGUAUUCCAGAUGGAGACCAGGCUCAUACAUCAUCUUCGCUCUCUCCAUGUUCCCCUAAUGUUACUCCACACUGGGACUUUCCUUCAGCUGGAAAAACAGCUCCAAUUCCUUCCAAUUACUUGAAUAAUUAUAACCCUUGGUAUCAGACUCCAGAUACUUUAUCAAGACCGCCGAUGAUAUAACAAAAAUGAAAAAUGGUCCCUUUACAGUCUUUGCCUUGCACAAAUAUCAAAAGUGUCAGUUUGGAUGUCUUGUGAAAAAAGGGCAUGGUUAUGGUUUGUAUGAGGAGGCCCCUCUCCAAAUACAAUCUUCCAUGUGGAAAGAGAAAAGGAAACUUUGGUGUGAACUUAUUCAUCUCCUAGAGGCAUUAGAUGGCAGUACCAUGCACGCAGACAUUCUGCAUUAAUAUCCAUUUGAUGGAAGACACAUGUUUGAAACUAUCUUUUUUUUUAAUCACUGCUCAGAAUACAGUAGAUACACACAAAUGAACAGGAGGUUAGAAAAACUAUGAGCAGGACAACGUGGUAAAAUGUAUUGCUUAGUCAAUACCAAGAACAAAAGUCCAUUUUGCUUUAAUUGACAAUUAAUUUAAUUUCUAUGGUUACCUUGAACACAUUAUUUUUCUAAACUGUGGACCCUCCAUUUUUUCUAAUAAAAAUAGUACCAAAAAUCUAUACAUAGUUCAUCUCGUGGGUUGAGACAGCGUUUAUUCUAUCAAUUUACCUAGUGACUAAGGAUGUCAUUGAGGCAUCAUUGAGGCAUGAGGCAUGAGGAAGUCUUGCUUAAUGUGAACAUUGGUUUAGCCCACAAAAUAAUGGCUUCCACAAUAUACUUGAAAUGUGAAAAUAGAAUCUUUCAACUAAAUACAACUAUUGCAACAUAAGGAACAUAUCUUUAUGAGAGGAAUCUACUGUCACCAUGUCAACUGAAGAUUAAUUUAAGAGCUUUUAUUUAUCUGGCCUGAAUUAGGAACAUGGACAUUAUAAAAUGAAAUAAAACAACUUAUGAACGAAGCAGGUCUGACAACUGAGACAUAAAAGAGGUGAAGGAGCCAUACUGUAUAUUGCCUCCAGGAUUUUUAAGGAUGUGUGUCAUGUCUUAAAAAGACCAAACACUUGUAUUUUAAACAUGACACUUGGUAUUGGCAAGUAGAAUUGCAAAGGGCAGAUGAAUAUAGGCAGAAAACAUUCACCUCAGUCAUCUAAUUAUGUGAUGAAGAAGAGACAGAUAUGUAUGCACAUCAAGAGCCUUUAAGGCUCACCUCUAGUCAGACUUAACCCCUUUUGCCAAGAGCACCUGUACCUGUCCUGCAAGAAAUGGAUCAGUACAAAUAUUCUCAUCAUUACUGUUAAAUAAACAGUAUAGUGCAUCUGUCAUCUACACACAAUGCAGACUGCCAGUUUGUUGAAUCAAAAUUCUUAAAAAUACAGCCUCUUCAUUUGUUACUAAGGCACUUCUUAAUAAGAUAUUCCUCAGGAUUGGUUCUCCAAGUGAAUUCAAAGGCUGUAUUUUCACAAAUGUUGGUUCAACAAACAAAAUAGUUUCUGCUGCUGUCUGUAGGCAAUAUCAAUAUGCAAUAAACAUUUCUAGGUUUUAAAGUUCUUAGAACUACAGACUGAGCUACUGUUGGAUAUAUAAAAAAAUGGAAUUAUUAAACAAACAUAUGAGCAAAUGAUAAAUUAUUGUGCAGAAACUUGUAUUAAAGUCAUGUGAUCAUCUAUGCUGUUUGGUUUAUGGUCUAGUGCUGAUGGUCACAUGACUGGGGCAAUGGCUUGGCAGAAGAGGUGAGAAUAGUUUUGAUAGUUCAGAUAUGAACACACAAAAUAUACCUUUAGCUACACAGCAGAAUCUGUACAAUAUUUUGGGAGAGAGAUCAAGGCUGUAUGUACAAAGCCUUAUGGUGAGAAUUAUCAAAGCUUGGAAAGAGAUCAAGUGGAGAGAGCUAAAGAAGCAAUCAGCUCCUAACUGUCAUGUUACCGACUAUGUUCGAAAAAUGACAUCUAUGAGCUAUUUGGUUGGUACUUAAUCUCUUUACACUUUAUCUCUCUCCAAGCUUUGAUAAACACCUCCCUUCCCCCUGGAGAGAGAUAAAGUUAAGUUGUUGCCCAAACCAACCGAUUAGCUUCUGUCAUUUCAAAGACUGUGAAGUUGAUGUAUCAAGCAGUGAACAGAAAGAAGAUGUGGACAAGCUUCUAGCUAUCAUUUUAUAAAAGGUACUAGAUAAAUGCUAACUUGAAGCUGAUUGGCUGCUAUGGGCAACUUUUCAAUUGGUCCACUCUUUUCACUGCUUAAAAUGGGUUCCGGGUGAUAGAUCGAAAGUCAGUAGGUCGACAGUCAAUAGGUUGACCUCAUAUGGUCGAAAUGCAUUAGGUCAACAGGUACAAAAGGUCAACAUGUUAAAGAUCGCCAGUGCUUAAGGUUUGACAGGUAUAAAAAAGGUCAGCAUGGCAAUGGUCGACACACAUAGUUCAUAGUUUUCACAAGUUUUUUUUCCAACUAUUUCAUAAUUUAAAAUCUACAUGGACUAUGACUGGGAAUAGUAACCUGUGACAAAUGCAGCGGUAGUGGAGUGAGACACCUUGCCCGAAGCGUGGUGAACGUACAUGUUUCCACUACUUUGGCUUACAUUUGGUUAAGCAUGCAAAAUGACACAAAAAAACCUUGUAUCGACCAUUUUGAUGUUGACCUUUUAACACUUUCGAACAUUUGUACCUAUCAACGUUUUGUACUGUCUUCCUUUUCCAUGUUGACCUUUUGACCCUGUUGAAUUUCGACCAUAUGGGGUUGACCUAAUUAUGAACGAUCUUAUGGACCACACCCGCUUCUCCAAGGCUUGAUACAUCUCCUCUAAAGUACAAAUGUUGCCCAUACCAACCCUAAUUAGCUUCUAACUUUCAUUUUACAGGCUGUGCUAGAAGGGGAUUGGUUGCUAUACGCAACCUCUCCACUUUAUCUCUCUUGAAGGUUUGAUACAUCUCUCUGUUUUUACAUGGUCCUUGGGUUUAAUUUUAACAGAGGAAAUGUUAAAAUCAUGAUAAGUAAUAUUACUAAUUAGUAAUUAGAAAUCAUGGUGGAACAUUUGUAGCAUCUAGGUAUUCAGACAUCCUGCAAUCACCAGGCUUUUGUAUUGUGUUUAUAAACAAAUGACCUCCAAAAAAUGAAGAGGCAUUUCUUUAUAUUGUUUAAUUUAUCAUUAUAACUUUUAUAAAUUAAUCAAUCUUUAAAAUAAUAUAAUUGAAAAUUACAUUUUCUUUCAAUAUUUAUCAUAUGCUAAAUACAGUGUGUAUCAACCUCUCUCACACUCCUAACUCCUAACCUAAUACUUCUCCUCACCCCACCACACACCCCAACUCUCUCCCACAGCAAGAAAAAAGUUUAUUUUUUUGCAGGACAGGAACAGGCUAUGGUCAGACUGAAUGAGAUUUAGAGCCUUACUGCAUAUAGCAACAUACAGGGAAAACCCAAAGUAAUAUAUUUAUGUUUUGCAAUGCAGAAUUCACCAAUAAACCAUUUUCUAGGAUUUGUGUGAAGGGUUUUAGACAUAUAAAUUAUUUGCUUCGGUCUUUCCACAAUUGCUAAGUGAAUUUUCUUUUUCUUUUAAGCUUAUGUUAUGAUUGUCUGGGUCUUUCUGACCCUAAGGCUGUCUGAAGCUGGUAGUGUUGCAACCUAGGUCACUGAACAUGAGUUUUAAGCCGUGUCACAGCAGCUUGAAUCCCUGUUUACAAUGCAGACUGGACCUAGGUUAUUGCUGGGCUUCCCUCUGCCGGCACUUUGAGAUGACAUCAUCUCCAAGCGCCAGAGAUCCAGCUCUCCAUACAGUGUAAACCGGGUUGGAUGACCCAGGUCACCUGUUUACACUGCCCUGGUACACAAGUACAACCCUGCUUGCUACCCGAAUUGGAUUGCUGGUUCAGUCGACCCGGGUUUUUCUUAAGGGAUCCUUUUACACAGAGGCAACCCGGCAAUCACUUGAGUUAUUUGGGCAGUGUAAAAGGAGUAUUAGUGUAUAGUACCUCCAGCUGUUCUCUAGUAUACAGAUGUCUUAGUAUGGACAAACACAAGUGGCAACAGGAGGAACAGAGAAAUGCUGCAUGACAGAAUUUAGGUCACAUGAAAGCAAAGGCAUGACUAGGGGGAUGCAGGGAGUGUAGAUUGCACUCAGGUGUCACCCUUCCAGGGGGUGACACCAAAAAGCAGAGCUCCUAUAAGCCGGGGUGCUGCACUGGGACAUUAUCCCGUCACUGAGAAGGAGCAGGCAGUGCAGGCAGAGUUUCUGGGGGCAGACCAGCAUCUCCAGGAAUGCUGAGCAAGGCCCUGGAGUGAUGAAAGUGUGGGCCUGCUGUAAAGCCACACCCACUUCCUGCAAGGCCACCCUCCUUGAGGCUGCGGGUGGUGCUAAAUUGGUGCAUCUGGUGCAAGCUACUGCACGAAAGUGAUCCAGGCAAGAUGUAAAAUAGGUUCAAUCAUUUUGUAUACCAGUCCCCUGACCCCCUUCCCCCCACCCUUAUUUCACCUCCUGCGACAAAGUGUCUCAUAGCUAGAAAGUCUACAUUGGGGGGGAAAGAAUUGCAUUUUGGAAAGCAGAUAACAUCACUCCCUGGAUUUUUUUUAAUACUCAAAAAUACCAAAAUAGUUAAAUACUUAACUAUUCUAUUCUUCCUACUUGUGACAGAUAUCUCAAGUUAUAUAAAAUGUUUACAGAAUUUUUUAAGGCUAUUAAAUUGGCACAGAAAUAUGUGUAUAUUGUUUUUUAACUUAAUAUUUUUAGAUCAAACUACAAACCAAUUUUAUGAGGGUUACAAUCUUAAAACAUUAUUUAUAAAGAAAUGUGGUUAUUGUAUUCUCAAUACCAGCACAAUUUGGUAUUCUAUAGAUAAACAUUCCU
Molecule: messenger RNA, 5749 nt
Organism: Pseudophryne corroboree (corroboree frog)
Lineage: Eukaryota; Metazoa; Chordata; Amphibia; Anura; Myobatrachidae
Gene: DLX4
Product: distal-less homeobox 4
Exons: 3
Coding region: 294-1046 (250 amino acids)
Biological process (GO): negative regulation of transcription by RNA polymerase II; cell differentiation; embryo development
Molecular function (GO): RNA polymerase II cis-regulatory region sequence-specific DNA binding; DNA-binding transcription factor activity, RNA polymerase II-specific
Source: RefSeq, a predicted model, not a curated record